GUGCAUGUAGGCUGUCAUGCAUUUUAGUCAUUUCCAUUCCUCCAGUCAGUCAUUAUCUGCUCUGAGCAGGUAUCACAAAGAGUUGAGACCAAGAUGGAACGUUUGCUACUGUCACUGGCUAUCUUUCUCAUCAGCACAUCAGCUGCUCAGGCCCAAUUCACUGGAUGCUUCACUGAUCCUGGCUGUGCUACUCUUGUUGUGGGGGGACCUUCUUCCAAUGCUGAGGACUGUUGUGUCAAUAAUAAUGCAGGACUGUAUUUCAAUAAUGGUAGUCAUUGCCUCCAGUGCAUAGUGUACGGCUUUGGCUCAGACACCUUCACUAGCCCAGAGGCCCAAUCACUUUACCAAGUUCCAUUUGCAUACUUCAAGGGUCCAUCUAAUGCACAGCUUAGGGUAGCCAUUGGUUACAAUGGAGAAGGAACAGCUUCAGAAGAGGAGUUUGGUAUAGGCCAGAGUGUUGUUUCUCUAGCUCUCAACCCUGGCGGAACUACCGCCAUCACCUUCCAAGCCGACAGAGUGGCAUUGGAACCAGAUGAGACUUUUGUGUUGGAGUUGGAACUGCUUAAUGUGGCAAAUGUUGCAAGGGACGAUUUUGAAUCAUCUUUACAAAAUGUUUUCUUUCGGAGUAGGCAGGAGUUUAUUAUACAAGAUAGCACUGCCCUCGUUUUUCGGCUGAGGGAAAGCGACCGAGUUGUGGAUGAAGGGGAUAGGUUCAUCCCCGUUGAGGUGACAGUGGCCAAUGAGGUAGAACUGGCCUCCGAUAUCUCACUAGUUCUGACACCAAUGAUCGCCACUGAAGAUUUUAGGCCUCUACCAACUACCAGACCAUUUGCACUAGCAAACAAUUUUUCAGACAGGAUAGAUUUCUUUACUACACCCAUCACACUGAAUUUUACGGGUGGUGGGGAAAUUCUUUUGGCUGGAGAUGUACUGAUAUAUGAUGAUCUGAUUGACGAAGCCUUGGAGUAUUUUGUGGUUACUUUAACUUUUCAAGAUCCUGAUAAUGUGCCACCAUUAGCUUCAAUUGAAAGCAGUGGCGGCGAUAUAAUUCGCAUCGACAUUAUAGACAACGAUGAUAUCUUUAUUGGGUUUGCUCUACCAAAUACAACAUAUCCGGAGGUAGAAGCCGAUCACCGAAUUCAAAUUAUCAAAGGAGAAGGCAAUGUCACUGAACAAAUCAUCCGUAUUGUUGUUAAUUUGUUUCAAUCUGCUCCAGAGGGUCUUGGAAAUGCCCUUCCCUCAGCUGAUGGAGAAGAUAACGAUUUCUCAUUUCCACCAUUUGUUAUUGAAUCAAUAGGACCAGAGGACAAUGAAGUGUUUAUAAAUUUUAAUAUAUUUUCGGACGAACUGCCUGAGGUAACAGAAGCUGCUCAACUCAGACUAAGUCUACCCGCUGAUGGAACGUUCCCAAGAUUUGAGACCCUCCCCCAAUACCCUGAAUUCUUCAUCAUUAUUGAGGAUGAUGACCGAUUCCGCAUUGGCUUCGAGAACACCUCGUACAUAGUUAAUGAAAGGAUUGGAUUUCUGAAAGUGUGCGUGGUAAUGUUUGAACCUCCAGAGGACACUUCACUUGGAACAUUAACCGUCAGUAUUGGAGUUGAAACUGUACAAGGCACAGCAGAUGGAGAUGACUAUAUGGAAGUGACUGGAGCCCGUUUUGCAUUUUUUUUAUUCUUUAGCGAUACCAAUCGUCGAAGUUGCUUCAUGGUUGAAAUAACGGAGGACAAUCGUUACGAAUUUGAAGAGCAAUUUUCUCUUCGAUUUAUUGAGCUUGAAGGCAGCAGUUUACCUGACAACCUUGUACUCGAUCCAGCUCGCAGUAACAUCACAAUUUUGGACAAUACCGAGGUGACUGUUGGUUUCAUCAACCCACCAUACUCUGCCAGGGAGGACGAAGGACCAAUGAUAUUCACUGCGGGAGUGACUGGUGACCACAUACUAGAAAGAGAUAUUGAGUUGUCCUUUUCGACUGUGGAUGGUCUGAUAGCAGAUUUUGCUGCUUUUGCUGGUGUGGACUAUAUUUCGGUUAUCAACAUGCAAAUCAUUCUAAGUGCAGGCAUGCAAAGCAUAAAUAUUGCAGUUGAAUUGAUCAAUGAUACAAUAUUUGAGAAUAAUGAAAUGUUUCAAGGUAUACUAACCAUCAUUAGUGAGGAGAGAGUGUCCCUGGAUCCAGGCACUGCCAGCGCUACCAUCAUCGAGGACGAAGUUGUCUGUCAAGAGUUGGAAUUGCUUGUAAAUGGUAGUAUUGAGUACUCACCUAACAUGACGGCUCCAUACCUCGAGGGAACUAACGCUGAGCACAUAUGUUCCCCUGGAUUUGUUCUUAUCGGAAACGUGAUCAGAGUUUGUCAGAGUGACAGCACUUUCAGUGGAACACCACCAACGUGUCAACCCAUUCAGUGUAAUGUCCUCGACGAAAUUGAGAAUGGAUUCAUCACCUACGCUCCCGACGUUACACCUAACUAUGAUCUGGGCACUGUGGCCUUUUACGCCUGUGAUGCUGGGUUUUUUCUGGACAUCUCCCUAGGGUCUACAUUUAGAAUGUGUGUGGAUGAUGAUGGACUGGAUGCUAUUGGAGUGUUUGAUAACCAAGCUCCAAGAUGUGUCCCUAUCGAGUGUCCUGUUCUGCCCGUUUUCGCCAAUGGAAUAAUUAUCUAUGCCACAGACGUUACCUCUGACUUUGACCUCGGUACUACAGCAACGUAUAGCUGCAAUGAAGGCUACACUUUAGAUAUCUCUAUUGGUGUUGAAGUGAGGACGUGUAUUGACGAUGGAGACAAUGAUGCUGUGGGAGUGUUUAGUGACCAGGCGCCUGCUUGUGUUCGCAUUCAGUGCACUCCUCUAUCUGGCAUACCAAAUGGCAUGAUUGAAUAUGGUCCAGACACGACUGCUAACUACAUGCUCGGGACAAAUGCCACUUAUAUUUGCAAUGACGGGUUUUUCUUGGACCUAUCUGUCGGAAAUGAGAUCAGAACUUGCGAGGAUGAUGAUGGAUUGGACGAUCUAGGAGAGUUCACUGGCUCACAACCAACCUGUGUCCGUAUUGAGUGUCUUCCCCUCGACCUUAUUACCAAUGGAGUCAUCACCUACGCUCCCGACAUAACAUCUAACUAUGAUCUGGGCACUGUGGCUACUUAUGCCUGUGAUGCUGGGUUUUUUCUGGACCUCUCCCUAGGGGGAUCUGAGAUGAGAACUUGUUUUAAUGAUUUGGAUAAUGAUGCAGAGGGAGUGUUUAGUGGACAAGCCCCAAGAUGUAUUCGUAUUGAGUGUCUUCCACUCGACCCUAUUAACAAUGGAGUCAUCACUUACGCUCCCGACACCACAUUUAACUAUGAUCUGGGCACUGUGGCUACUUAUGCCUGUGAUGCUGGGUUUUUUCUGGACCUCUCCCUAGGGGGAUCUGUGACUAGAACUUGUUUUGAUGAUUUGGAUAAUGAUGCAGAGGGAGUGUUUAGUGGACAGGAACCAAGAUGUAUCCCCAUUGAGUGUCUUUCCCUUGGACAAGUUACCAAUGGUAUGAUCACCUACGCUCCCGAUACCACAUCUAACUAUGACCUGGGCACCGUGGCUACAUACACUUGCAAUGAAGGCUAUAGGCUGGAUAUUACCCAGGGAGGAUCUGAGACGAGAACCUGUAUUGACGAUUUGAAUGGCGAUGCUGUGGGAGUGUUCACUAACCUGCCUCCAAGAUGUGUCCUUAUCAACGUCGUUCGAGUCAACGACACUGUGAUUGGAGACCCCCUCAUGACCGUUCCCCUCUAUGUUCAAAACAAGUCAGUCAUAAUGCCGCUGGGGGAUAACGAUCUUAUUCAUCUCUGUUUCGAAGUUCAUGGCAAUUCAGACGCGUACUUUAACCUUGUGAGUGACGAUUGUGUCAGUGUCAAUGCUCACUACCAACAAAUUGCUGCUGGGGAAGAUAUAAACAUUGUUGAUGAUAUUUCAGUUCGAGCAGUUGCUAGCGACGGGUCUUGUCACAAUAUCACAGUGCUGCUGGAUCAGUGUACAGCUACAGUGGACGGUGUGGUGAUUAAUAAUAUGUAUUCGAUGAACAAUAUUAUGGUGAGAAAGUAUCCUUCCAGAGUGCGUAUAGCUGUUCCAAACUGCGGCUCUGCUAGAGGAUUGGUCAUGUGGGUCAUGUGUCAGACGCAAACUUUCUGGAGCACCGAUCGUACUAACGCUGAUGGAACCGAAUUCACUUUCCAAGGAGAAGCAAUUCGUUUUGUGGUUGCCCGCGGACUGAAUCUCCGUGAAGAAUCACACGGUAUUCUCGGCCAAUUCUGGAAUAUCCCUAUCCAAGUGGUGCCUUAUAGCGGACCUUUCACAGAGCCUCAAGUCGAAGAUGACGUUGCCACCUUCAGCGUAAUUAUCAAUUCCCCAGGCGAUUCCCCUAGGCAAUUUAUUGCCUGGUUGCGAUUCCCUAGCUGGGAAUACGAAAGACGAAUGUAUUGUCUGUAUGCCGGAGAUGGGCACGCUGGUAGUGUGUAUGAGGUGCCGGCUGGUCCUGCUAAUGGACCCGUGAUCGAGGGAAUUUACACAAACUAUAUUGUUUCUGGACAGUUCGAAACCGAUUUUGAGUACAAUCAAUUCGAUUCUAAUAUGUGUUUGUAGUUGAACCUUUCAAUUUACUGUUUAACAUUUUUUCGAUGGUAACACUUGUAGUUAUGUACUAGAACUUUUUAUAGCUAGUCUAUAAUAGUAUUAUUGAAUUACGUAUGCUGUGUGGUGUGUGCUUCAAUGAUAUUGCUUUCUCCUAAA
Halichondria panicea is the source of this 4755-nucleotide messenger RNA. RefSeq lists its product as uncharacterized. Gene Ontology annotation, cellular component: membrane. The record is from RefSeq and is a predicted model, not a curated record. Gene Ontology annotation, biological process: cell communication. The transcript has 20 exons. The coding region runs from base 94 to 4608 and encodes 1504 amino acids. NCBI's taxonomy places the organism in Eukaryota, Metazoa, Porifera, Demospongiae, Suberitida, Halichondriidae.